This is a messenger RNA of Triticum turgidum subsp. durum (durum wheat), 198 nucleotides long. NCBI's taxonomy places the organism in Eukaryota, Viridiplantae, Streptophyta, Magnoliopsida, Poales, Poaceae. The record is from the annotation of a GenBank genome assembly.
AUGCCGAUGGUUGCCGGAGAGCUUACCCUGGAUGUGGAUGGAGUCGUCGCAGUAGCGGCAGAAGAGCGCCUGGCCUCUAGGCAGAAGACGAUGGCGGCGAUAGCACGUGUUCGCUCUUCCCCCAUCGUGUCUAGCAUGCAUGAUGGCGGCAGGCGGCUCGCGAUUAGCUUCCUAAUAGGAUGGAUGUGUUCGAGAUAA